Messenger RNA from Drosophila rhopaloa, 348 nucleotides. Its product is annotated as neuropeptide-like protein 31. The coding region runs from base 10 to 270 and encodes 86 amino acids. Lineage: Eukaryota; Metazoa; Arthropoda; Insecta; Diptera; Drosophilidae. The record is from RefSeq and is a predicted model, not a curated record. The transcript has a single exon.
CAAUCCAAGAUGCGUGCUGCCGUCGUGUUCGUUGUUGUGAUUUUCGCACUCCUCAGUGUCCUGGAGGCUGUGCCUGCUCCCCAGUUUGGAUACGGUGGAUUUCCUGGCGGCUAUGGUGGCUUUGGCGGCGGCUAUCCCGGCGGCUACGGCGGAUACGGAGGCGGAUAUCCUGGCUACGGAGGCCUCAACCAGGGCGCAUUCUCCAGUGCCCAGUCAUCUUCCUCGGCCUCUGCCGGUGGUUACGGUGGUUUCGGUGGUUUCGGUGGAUAAACCGCUGUAAAAACAUACGUAUUCCUUUUUUAAAUUUAAUAUUAAUAAACAAAAUUCAAUAUUCUUAUGAAUCCAAAA